UGAAGGACACCUGGCGACUGGCUAGGAAGCUUCGAAUAGCCGAAUAGUUGUUGCCCCGCCUGUGAUCUCCAACCGAAGCGAACCCCAAAAGCGUAGUUUUGUCGAGCAGCCACCGCCCACCGCCCCGUCGGACCAUUUGCGCUACAAAAUGAGGGUUUAGUUUCUCCGGUGAACGAAUGCGAGAGAGUAGCCUUCCAACUCCUUAAACUAAAGUGGCAAACACCAGUUCCAGGGGCCAAGAGAUAUGGCGAGCUGGAAUCCAACCGAAUUGGCGGAGUUUGUGCUUCGUAAUUCAACCCUGGCGGCAGCAUUUCAGGAUCCCGCAUCCGAAACCGAAAGGGUUCGAGCCAGCUUUCAGUGGGGUGGAACCAUUUCAGCUUCAUUUCUGUUGGUCCUGAAUCAGAAUGGGAGGAGGCUCCCAAUGCAGACGACAUUUCUAUUGGCGUAUAUGUUCAUCAGCACCCCAGCACUUCUGUUCACAAUCCUAAGAACUCAAUUUGGAUACUGGAUAGGUUUUCUAGCUGUGGCAUCAAACCUCUUAAUCUCAUUCCCUCAACCAAUUCCAGGUUUGUCUCGCUUGCUAAUGUUCAUCGUGACGCCUGACUGGCUGGCCAAUGCACUUCGCAAUUCCUUCUCCGGAGGUCUCAUUUGCCUUGCAAUCGGAGUUUCAGUGGUAGUAACAGAGAUUAGAGCCAUUGGAGAAUCGAGAAACUGGAAUUGCAGCUUGCAUUGCCUUGGCUACUGCAUUGCUAUAGGUUUCCUCCUCUUCUUCACAAUACUAUACCUCUCCUUAGGAACUUGGCAAUGA
Linum tenue is the source of this 808-nucleotide messenger RNA. The record is from the annotation of a GenBank genome assembly. NCBI's taxonomy places the organism in Eukaryota, Viridiplantae, Streptophyta, Magnoliopsida, Malpighiales, Linaceae.